AUGGUCCAAGGCCAGCUGCUCCAACUGCACCUGAGCCUGAGGCUGAGGAAACGACUGCUGCACCUGCUGCACCUGAGCCUGAGGCUGAGGAAACGACUGCUGCACCUGCUGCACCUGAGCCUGAGGCUGAGGAAACGACUGCUGCACCCGAGCCUGAGGAAACGACUGCAGCACCUGGGGGCUGAGGAAACGACUGCUGCACUGCUGCUGAGCGACUGCUGCCGAACGACUGCUGCCGAGCGACUGAGGCGAGGAGGAUUGGCGCCACUGCUGCCGCACCGGAGGAACUUUGCACACCGCAAGCAGCAAGGCAGAGUGUGCCUGCCUGCCCUCCGCACACCAGCAGCAGCAAGGCCAGCAGGCAACGCUGUUGGUGAGGAUGCGACGCGAUGA
Closterium sp. Yama58-4 is the source of this 393-nucleotide messenger RNA. The record is from the annotation of a GenBank genome assembly. NCBI's taxonomy places the organism in Eukaryota, Viridiplantae, Streptophyta, Zygnematophyceae, Desmidiales, Closteriaceae.